Molecule: messenger RNA, 2203 nt
Organism: Scleropages formosus (Asian bonytongue)
Lineage: Eukaryota; Metazoa; Chordata; Actinopteri; Osteoglossiformes; Osteoglossidae
Gene: znf143b
Product: zinc finger protein 143b
Exons: 17
Coding region: 88-2001 (637 amino acids)
Biological process (GO): regulation of transcription by RNA polymerase II
Cellular component (GO): PcG protein complex; chromatin; transcription regulator complex
Molecular function (GO): RNA polymerase II cis-regulatory region sequence-specific DNA binding; DNA-binding transcription factor activity, RNA polymerase II-specific
Source: RefSeq, a predicted model, not a curated record
GCAUGGUGGUCGGACGAAGGAAUUGUUGGAAAAUUUAGCUCAGUGGUUUCAACUGAGAACUCUUGAGAUUCGUGUCCCAGGGCAACCAUGCUGCUGGCUCAGAUAAACCGUGACUCACAGGGCAUGGCAGAGUUCCAGGCCGGAGGGGGGGAGGCCCAGCACGUUACACUCUGUCUGGCAGAAGCCGUCGCUGUAGCAGAUGGUGAUCAGAUUGAGAGCAUGGACACUGUAAGUCUGCAGGCUGUGACUCUUGUAGAUGGGUCUACAGCAUAUAUUCAACACAGCCCUAAAGUUUCAAUUUCAGAUGGGAAGUUGAUGGAUGGGCAGGUAAUCCAGCUGGAGGAUGGAUCUGCCGCCUAUGUCCAGCAUGUAUCAAUGCCAAAGACAGGAGAGGAUAGUCUCAGACUUGAGGACGGUCAGGCUGUUCAGCUGGAGGACGGAACAACUGCUUACAUUCACCACACACCCAAAGAGGUGUACGACCAGAGUGCCCUGCAGGCGGUGCAGCUGGAAGAUGGCACCACGGCAUACAUUCAGCACACAGUACAGAUGCCGCAGUCCAACACGAUUCUGGCCAUCCAGGCAGAUGGUACUGUGUCAGACCUGCAUGCAGACAGUGCCAUUGACCCAGAGACCAUCAGUGUGCUGGAGCAGUACACCACCAAAGUCGAGAGCGCUGAGUGCAUUUCUAGCACAGGGUUAGUUUCCAGCAGCGAACCAGAUGGCAGCGUCCAAAUGCAGAUCGUGCUCCAAAGUCAGGGCCAAGGUGGCAGUCGGAAUGCAGCCAAGGCCCAGCAGACUGGAGAGAAGUCAUUCCGCUGUGACUACGAUGGCUGCGGGAAGCUGUACACCACAGCUCAUCAUCUAAAGGUACAUGAAAGAUCGCACACAGGUGACCGACCGUAUUUGUGUGAUCAUCUUGGCUGUGGGAAGAAGUUUGCAACAGGUUACGGGCUGAAGAGUCACAUUCGGACACACACCGGAGAGAAACCAUAUCGCUGUCAGGAGAUGAACUGUCGUAAAUCAUUCAAAACAUCAGGGGAUCUACAGAAACACAUCCGGACCCACACAGGAGAGCGACCCUUCAAGUGUCCAUUUGAAGGCUGUGGGCGCUCCUUCACCACCUCCAACAUCCGCAAGGUGCAUAUCCGGACGCACACAGGAGAACGACCCUACUAUUGCUCCGAGCCGGGCUGUGGCCGUGCCUUCGCUAGUGCUACCAACUACAAGAAUCACAUGAGAAUCCACACAGGAGAAAAGCCCUAUGUGUGCACAGUGCCAGGCUGCGACAAGCGUUUCACUGAGUACUCCAGCCUCUAUAAGCACCACGUGGUCCAUACACCCUGCAAGCCAUACAACUGCAAUCACUGUGGGAAGACCUACAAGCAGAUCUCCACGCUGGCCAUGCACAAGCGCACGGCACACAACGACACAGAGCCUAUUGAGGAAGAGCAGGAGGCUUAUUUCGAGCCCCCUGGAGAAGCCAUCGAUGAGUCUGGGGUCACCUAUGUUCCAGGAGUGGAAGAAGAGGACUCUGGAUCAGAACUAGUAUCGGCAGGAACCCCUGAGGUCAUAGGUCAACAGCAAGUUGCCCUUAUUACACAGGAUGGAACACAACAGGUCAGUAUCUCUCACGGUGAUAUGCAGGCAAUGGCUGACACGAUUACCAUGGUGACACAAGAUGGCACCACCAUUACAGUCCCUGCCCAUGAAGCAAUGCUCUCGUCAGGGGGAGCACACUCUGUUACCAUGGUAACAGCAGACGGCACAGAAGGCCAGGUUGCCAUUGUGACUCCAGAUCUGGCCACAUUCCAGACAACACAGGCAGAGCUGAAUCAGGAACACCAACUAGUAACUGCCAGUCCUCACCCUGUCACCCUACUGGCCACUUCCAACGGCACACAGAUUGCAGUUCAGCUCAGUGAGCAGCCUUCCUUAGAAGAAGCAAUUAGAAUAGCAUCAAGAAUACAGCAAGGAGAGACUCCCGGUCUGGACGAUUAACACAUGUCCUCUAGCACAACAGCAUGGACUGUUCUGGCAGAAGUAGUUUGGGAAAAUGACAUUGCAAAACAGAAGAUAACAGGAUUCUCACAGUUUGCUUUGCUUACAGUCAUUACCAUUAAAACACCUCAAACUGAAAUGAAUUCUCCUUGGAUGGUUUAUCUAAUUGUGUAUUCUUUUAAUGUAAAAAUUCUGGGAAUGU